AUGGAUCAGGCAAAGUUGGCUCGGAUGCAGGCUAGCGUGCGGAUUGGUAUACUCGCGCGACUUGCGUUCUACCCCAAUCCUUUUUGGAUCUUCAAAUUACCUAAUGUCUUCUCAAUGGAAAAGUGUUUGCUGACAUAUCUCUCUUCUGCGCUUGGUAGGGGUACUCCCCGCCGCAAGGUCAAGAAGGUCCACAAGUCCUCCGGUGCCGAUGACAAGAAGCUCCAGGCCACCCUGAAGAAGAUGAACGUCCAGCCCAUCCAGGCCAUCGAGGAGGUCAACAUGUUCAAGGAGGACGGCAACGUCAUCCACUUCGGUGCCCCCAAGGUCCACGCCUCCGUCCCCUCCAACACCUUCGCCCUCUACGGUAACGGCGAGGAGAAGGAGCUCACCGAGCUCGUCCCCGGUAUCCUGAACCAGCUCGGCCCCGACAGCCUGGCCUCCCUCCGCAAGCUCGCCGAGAGCUACCAGAACAUGCAGAAGGCCCAGGGCGCCGAGGGCAAGAAGGACGAUGAGGAGGAUGACAUCCCCGACCUCGUCGAGGGCGAGAACUUCGAGAGCAACGUCGAGUAA
This is a messenger RNA of Aspergillus aculeatinus CBS 121060, 570 nucleotides long. RefSeq names its product nascent polypeptide-associated complex subunit family protein. Gene Ontology annotation, cellular component: cytosol; nascent polypeptide-associated complex. The transcript is spliced from 4 exons. NCBI's taxonomy places the organism in Eukaryota, Fungi, Ascomycota, Eurotiomycetes, Eurotiales, Aspergillaceae. The record is from RefSeq and is a predicted model, not a curated record. The coding region runs from base 1 to 570 and encodes 189 amino acids.